AUGUUGGCGUGCGAGGACUCGGCGGGACGCCUCCCUGCGCUCUUCGUUUCCUCCGCGGGUGCGUCGUGGACGCACUUCACGAGCGGGUUUGACGGCGAGAACGGCUUUUACACAAGCGCCAAUGGCAUCGUGGUUCUCCUCCCCAGCGGCGCACAACUGGAGUUCUCCCCGGGCCUCGAGAUGCGCGGCAUCUCGCGGUCCGAAUGGAUUCGCGCAGCCAGAGCGUCCGCGUUUCCCCACUCCAAACAGUACCCGCGAAUCGCAUUACUGGACCCAUCCGCAUUCGAAGGAAGCUUAACGGGUGCGGCGCCCGCGGGGUCUGUGCGCAGUCUUUGCAUCCCCUCUCAACGUCUGCAGGCGGGAUCGGGCCUCGCCAUAUACGGACGCCGUCCUGCGUGGAUAGGCAAAGGCUUCUCCGGAUACUGCGAGAUUGUGCUCCCAAGCUGGACGCUGCAGCACUUCCGUGCACUCGGCGUUACGUUAGACGGCUUAAAGAUCAAGGACGGCACCAGGUCCAAGGCUGCACGUCUAGCCUACCAUAUACACCACCACACGCUCAAGCUUCUCCACGCCACCACUCAAACUACUGUGGUGGUCACGGUAUUCACCUGCCCCGCGCAAAUCCGCGGGCCGCUGCAUGUCUCCGUCGGAUGGGUCGGGCCGUCAUGCCCUGUAGCCGAGGAGACAUUCGAGGGGCGUUGCCAGGAGCCACCUCACGUUGCUGACGCAAUACCAACGGAGUGCGACGGGCACCACAUCAACGCAUGGGAAGACGGGAAGAAAUGCCAUCAGGGACCCGCAGGGCACGUCCCCGCCGUCACGCUGCAGUUCAGUAUAUGGGACGCGGAUGACCUAUCUGGCGUCGGCCUGGGAUCCGACGUCUGUGGCUACUACGCGCUCGACAUCAGUCUCGAGUUUCCUGACGUCGCCAGCGGUGGGAGCAGGUCAAGCAGCCCCAGUGGGCAAUCGUGGUCUAUGAGCUCAACGUCUCCCUCCACGUUAACAUCUGCGACAUAG
Molecule: messenger RNA, 1017 nt
Organism: Trametes versicolor FP-101664 SS1
Lineage: Eukaryota; Fungi; Basidiomycota; Agaricomycetes; Polyporales; Polyporaceae
Exons: 2
Coding region: 1-1017 (338 amino acids)
Source: RefSeq, a predicted model, not a curated record